This is a messenger RNA of Colletotrichum scovillei, 3283 nucleotides long. Its product is annotated as multicopper oxidase. Gene Ontology annotation, cellular component: high-affinity iron permease complex. Bases 390 to 2120 code for a protein of 576 amino acids. The transcript has 4 exons. The record is from RefSeq and is a predicted model, not a curated record. Gene Ontology annotation, molecular function: copper ion binding; ferroxidase activity. NCBI's taxonomy places the organism in Eukaryota, Fungi, Ascomycota, Sordariomycetes, Glomerellales, Glomerellaceae. Gene Ontology annotation, biological process: cellular response to iron ion starvation; reductive iron assimilation.
CCAGGCCGCCGUUCUGCUCCGGUGGCCCGUCUCGCCUCGACCGAGCAUCGAUCGACUUUUGGCAAACCCAAGCCCGGCACCAUGUCAGAGCAUCACCUCUACCAAGCAGCCGGGGCCGGCCAGUCCAAGAGAAGGCUGCAGCGUCCAGAUUCCACCCUUCUCACGCUCUGGCCAUGCAAAUCCUCCUCGUGUCAUUCAUUCUGUAUAAGUUCUCUUGCUCUCCCUCUUCGGAUUAUGAUACGAGAUCUUACUCUUCACUCGCGCCUUUCCCUUCCCUUCUUUCCCCCCUGCAUUCGUACUUCCUUCCUCCACUCGUUCGCCGGAAGAGUAACCAUAAUUACUUAAUUUUCACUCGCUAGACCAGGUCUGUCUAGUCUUGAGUGCCCAAUAUGUUGCGGUCUCUCUUCGCCUUGGCUUGGGCCAACACUGCCCUUGCCGCGACUGUGACCUACAACUGGGAGGCCACUUGGGUCAACGCUGCCCCUCUCAAUGUCUCGAGGGCUGUCAUUGGUAUCAAUGGCCAAUGGCCUUGCCCCAAGAUCGAGGCCACUGUGGGAGACACCGUCGUUGUUCAUCUCACCAACAAACUUGGCAACCAGACCACCGGUAUUCACUUUCAUGGCAUCGACCAAGUCAGCACCAACUGGAUGGACGGCCCCAGCAUGGUUACUCAAUGCCCUCUCCCUCCGGAUAUGACCAUGACCUACUCGUUCACUGCUGAUACGGGCGGCACAUACUGGUGGCACUCUCACAACAUGGGCCAGUAUCCCGACGGCAUGCGUGGUCCCCUGAUUAUUCACGACCCUGCGGACCCCUAUGCUGGGCAAUACGACGAGGAGUACAUCCUGUCUGUUUCAGACUGGUACAACUCGGAGACCAUUCCUCUUGUACAGAACAUGCUGCUUCCGUCCAACACUCGCUUCGCGCCCCCUAUCCCUGACAACAUGGUCGUCAACGAUGGACUCGGCGCCAAGUUCAAGUUCGAGAAGGGAAAGACCUACCGCAUCCGCAUGAUCAACUUCGCCGCCUUUGCUUCCUUCAUGAUCCACUUCGACUCUCACGACAUGAACGUGAUUAUGUCCGAUGCUGCCUACAUCAAGCAGAAGACCUCAUACAUGCUGCGUAUUGCUCCCGCUCAGCGUUAUGAUGUUCUCAUCAAGUGUAUUGACCGCGAUAACCGCAACUAUGGUUUCCUCAUCGCCGCCGAUAUCAAUCGCGACUACAGCAACAAGGACUUUGCUCAGAGCUGGCCCUUCAACUACACCGGACAGCUGGUCAUGUUCCCUGACAGAGCCUUCGGUACCGACGUUGUCAAGGAAUGGCGUCCGUCUGACGAUGCCGUCUUCGAGCCCUACGGAGACGUUGCCAUCCUCCCUGCCGCCACCAAAAUCUACCAGUUCGACUGGGCAUUCUGCUUCGACAAGAACGGCAUCCCCCGCGCUUGCGUAAACGGCACCCCCUACGUUGACCAGAAGGUGCCCACCCUCUACACGGCCUCCACCACCGGCGAGAACAACACCAACACCCUCGUCUACGGCGCUGUCCACCCCUUCAUCGUGAAUUACGGUGACAUCGUUGACAUCGUCGUCAAUAACAACAACGAGGCCAUCCACCCCUUCCAUCUCCACGGCCACCACUUCCAGGUUGUCAGACGCCCCGCUUCCGGCACGGGCGUCUGGCCCGGCGUCGCCCGCGCCCGCCUCAACCAGAAGCCCCCGCGCCGCGACACCGUCUCCGUCAUGGGCAAUUCUCACGCAGUCCUACGCUUCGAGGCCAAGAACCCCGGCGUCUACCUCUUCCACUGCCACAUUGAGUGGCACGUGGAGAUGGGUCUGACCGCUACCAUCAUCGAGGCUCCUGAGAGACUCCGCAACCUCACCAUCCCUGAUGAUCACAAGGCUGCCUGCCGCGCUCAGGGUAUCCCCACUGCUGGUAACGCUGCCGGUAACACGGCCAACGUGCUUGACCAGACUGGCAUGAACCUCGAGCCUUUCCCCACGUACACUGGUGCCGCCUACAACCCUCCCGCCUCGCCACCCACCAAGCGUUACAAUGCUCCGGCCCACCCUCCUGCUCAGCUCCGCGGACGCACCAUCCGCCGCACCGGUCUCUCGAAGUAACAGAGACCUGACACCUCAUCUCUCCUUAAUUUCUUUUUUCUUUUCUUCUUUUCCUGAAUGGGACUCCCAGUACCGUUCUUGUAAAUAGUACCCAUGAUGCCAUGUGGAUAUGCAUAGGACUUAUUGUUUUGUCGGAGUUGAUGACGAUGAUGAAGGGAAACGGGUGAGAGUGGGUGGUGAUGGUGGGUCAGUCGGACUAAUAUGUAAUAACGGCCGCUCUACUACGAGCGACUUCUUCCACUGCCUCUCUUUUCAUCCAUCCGUCUCGCUUCCCUUGUGGUGUGGCGUUUUGGUAGCGCCGAAGUUUGGCACGGGAGGUCUGACGAUCCUGGUAGAUUGAGAUGAAUUCCUUUGAGAAAUGUAGAUGAUGGAGACGGUUGGGGGGUAUUAAAACAUAAAUAGGUGGGAAAAUGUGGGGAAUAAUGAGGAGGAAGUUGUUGACUCUCGCCAUCUUGACUUCUUGCAGUGAAUAUGAAUUCUCUUGGCUUGUCGAACUUGCAGAGCUUUAGCUAUGACCACGGGAGCGAGUCGUGAGAACUUGGUCUCGCUGCCCUUGACAGGUGUGUGCAAAGGUUGGGCCCUCUGGUCUGCCGAAGGAAAGAAAGCAGGACAGGAAGGGUAUGCCGGCAUGGAAGUUCGGAUGGGUUUGACGCAUGUCAAUGGUUUUGACGCCGAGGCUGGCCGGUCAUACGGUCGAGCAUGAACAAUUUAGAUUCCCCAAGAACCUCGGCAUCUCCCGAAUCCUCAAAUAUUUGAGCAAGAUGGCCGCAGAGCGUUAAACGGACACUGCAAAACAUAAUUUUGUGCCGCAGGCAAGGCUGUCAAGGUUCGGAGACAGGAACUGGGAGAAGGAUGCCAGACAAUGACGUGCCUAUCUCAUGCGAUUCCGCGUUUCUGAAGGGUUUGAAACAAAACAAUCAGAGGUGAAGGAAGGGCAGAACACAGAACUCUGCGUGCCAGAACUUCGGAUGAAAGCUGAUGUGAGGCAAGAAGGCGUUGGCUUCCGGACGAACACCUCCAUGUCGAACGACGAACUCGCCCUUAUACGGUGACAGUCAUGUCCCUGUGAACACGCGCGCCACCGUCAUGUUUCGAGGGAUAUUUGUCAUUAGAGAUUUCGAGAAGAUGUAAGUUUGAAGAUAGAGACAAAGAGUACGAGUCUC